Molecule: messenger RNA, 3749 nt
Organism: Megalops cyprinoides (Indo-Pacific tarpon)
Lineage: Eukaryota; Metazoa; Chordata; Actinopteri; Elopiformes; Megalopidae
Gene: eps8l2
Product: EPS8 like 2
Exons: 21
Coding region: 379-2457 (692 amino acids)
Biological process (GO): positive regulation of ruffle assembly; Rho protein signal transduction; regulation of Rho protein signal transduction
Cellular component (GO): vesicle; plasma membrane; ruffle membrane
Molecular function (GO): actin binding
Source: RefSeq, a predicted model, not a curated record
UGCACUCCCUCCAGUGUCAGCUUGGACGUGGAGUUCUGACAGGGAACUCUCGUUGCACCGGACUCAUAAUAAUUAUGAUUUCGCAUCCACAAUUUAAAGCAUUUUAACUUUUAAAGGAAUACUAAUAAUCGCCGAGGUUGCACUGAAAACGAGAGAAAGGCAAGGAGAGUCCGAGAGAUCACGUAUUUCAACCUGUGAACGAUCGAAGCACAGCCUGACGUUUGAAAAUAGAUACUUCGUUGUAGCCUGUGAUGGCACCUUGACGCGUCCGUCAGCCUCUGACUACUUCGACACGAGACACUCAAGUUCUGCACACAGGCCGCCACAUCGCGUAGAGAUACCACGCGGGGAAUUAAACUGAGGGUGAAUGUCUUUACCAUGAGUCUGCUGGGACCCCCAACGAGGCUCACUAAUGGGGUGGUCAGAUCUGACAGCAAGAUCAGCGCCAAGGCUCUCUAUGAACAACGAAAGAAAUAUUCCAACUCUAACAUCAUCAUGCAGGAAACAUCACAAUAUCACGUUGAGCAUCUCUCCACAUUUAUGAUGGAUAAGUCAGACUCCAUUGCCACGGUGGAGGACGCCAUAAAGAAAUUGAUCCUGCUUGACUCCAAGGAUAAGAUCUGGACCCAAGAGAUGCUGCUUCAGGUGACAGCUGAGGCUGUGAGGCUGUUGGACUGUGAAACACUGGAGGAGCUAGAGAACUUCCCUCUGUCCACAGUGCACCUGACACAGACAGUGCUGAAUCAGACUCGCUACCCCUCUGUGCUCCUGUUGGUGUGCCAGGACAGCGAGCAGCACCGUCCAGAUAUCCACUUCUUCCACUGUGAUGAGGUGGAGGCUGAAAUGGUCCAUGCAGAUAUCGACAGUGCCCUGGGUGAUAACAAACAUGGCAAGAAAUUGCGCCCACAGACCCUGAAGGUGAAUCAGGAAAAGAUGAAAAGACAUCGUGAGACCAUAAUCCCCCCAUCGACCCCCAAAGGCCCCGAUCCAGCAGGGAAGGGGAGAGUGGCUGCCAAAAAUAUGCAAGACAUUGAGAGGCGGGGCUCUGUGCCACAGGACCAGGACACCCAUGAGAAGCUGGCCCAGCGCAUAGAGAAGGACGUGCAAAUCCUCAACUGUGCUCUGGACGAUAUUGAGAUCUUCGUGGCUCGGUUGCAGAAGGCAGCGGAGGCCUUUGCCCAGCUCAACCAGCGCAACAAGAGCAAGAAGAAUAAGAAGAAGGGGCCAGCAGAGGGGAUGCUAACCCUUCGCGCUAAGCCUCCCAGUGAGGCCGACUUCACUGACAGCCUGCAGAAGAUAAAGCUGGCCUUCAACCUGCUGGCCAAACUGAAGAAGCACAUCCAGAACCCCAGUGCCUCUGAGCUUAUUCAUUUCUUGUUUGGACCUCUGGAGUUGAUCCUGCAGAGCUGUGGUAGUCCCGAGGUGCCUCGCUCCGUCAUCUCCCCUCACCUGUCCAGGGAUGCUGUGGACUUCUUGAGGGGUCACUUGUCCCCCAAAGAGAUGACUAUCUUUGAGCUGCUGGGAGAUGGCUGGACCAGGCCUAGGGCGGACUGGCCCAGAGACCAGUGUGGCCCACUCUACAUCCCCAAGUUCUGCAAUGGUUGGGAGCCACCUGCUGAAGUCUUCCGAUCAUCACCAUGGGAGAUAGAGGGUUCUGGACCCUCCCUCCCUGUCUCCCACCCUGACUUUAGAAAAAAGUCUGAUGAGUUUUUCUCCCCUCACUCCUACAGACCAUCCAAUGGAACUUACGACAGCACAUCUCCACGAAAAUAUGCCAAGAUCCGAUAUCACUUUGUGGCCCGCAAUGCUAAUGAACUAUCUGUGCUUCAGGAUGAGGUGCUGGAGGUGAUUGAGGAUGAUAAGCAGUGGUGGAAGCUGCGGAAUCGUAGUGGGCAGUCAGGCUAUGUGCCCUACAACAUCCUGGAUGUAGUCAAGCUGGAGGAACCCCACGGCCUCCCAGAGCCCCUCUACAGCCAGCCUGGGCAGUCUUUCAAAGGUGCCUCCCCUUCUGGCUCUUUGGGACGGGGCGACAGCUUUGAGACAACUCGUUCACCUAGAGAUUCCCGGACACAUCAGAUGGAUGAGGUGAAUGAUGAAUUGUUGAAGAGGAUCACCACCAGUAAGAGCCAGCCCCCGGGGCGUAACUUUAGGGUGGAGCGGCCGGCCAGCACUACCAUACCACUCAGCUAUGACUCUACCCCACAGCAGGUCACCAGCUGGCUCAACGCUAAGGGCUUCUCCAAACCGACCACAGACUGCCUGGGCAUCCUGACUGGAGCACAGCUCUUCUCCCUCAAUAAGGAGGAGCUGAAGGCUGUGUGUGGAGACGAAGGCUCCCGUGUGUACAGCCAGAUCACCGUGCAGAAAGCUCAGCUGGAGAGAAGUUGCGGUGACUCAGAGCUCCAGGAGAUCAUGAAGAAGAGGCAGGAGAAGAUUAGCUCCUUUUCCGCAGACUGAGCUCUCCAACUCUGUCACUCACAUCAGGAUUGUCCCCUGUUGGGCUAUGUCACUCACAGUGACUGAAUAAUGCCAUCUGAAUGAUAUGACCCCCCAAUCACCUCAUAUUUCCCCAUCUCUUCCAUCCCUGUUUACGACAGAAUGCAUCAUAUAAUAAGGAUGUACACCAAAUGUUAUAUAAUGUUUUUUAAUUGUAUAUUUAUUUCACUUUGUUUUUAUUGUUUGUGUAGUUCAUUAUGUAAUUGAUUCUCUUUCCAUCUCCUGCUAUAUAUCUGUAUGUCCAAAUGAACUUUUUACAAAUAUGUAAGUGAACAUAUACGUGCAUGUGAAAAUGUGUAUCUCUGCAUAUGCUUACCAUUAUCCACCUGGGAUAUCAGGAGAAGCUGUAACAAUGAGAUAAAAUUAGAUUUAGUGUUUCUGCAUACAAGGUAAGGGGUUUGAGGUAAAUAUCAUUGAACUGCCUUACAAGCUGACACAUGCAAAUGAUCACAUUUGAUUACAUUGAAAUUCACAUUCUUUCAAAAUGAGAAAGAUUAGAGUUAUUUGUAGAUGCUCAGAAAAGGCUUGGCUUACCGUGCUGACAUUCACAUUAAAGUGAGGUGCACAUUGGUUGUGAAGUUAAACCAUAUUUCUGCACUCUGAGCAUUGAACUUUCCUGCAGUUUUCAUGAGGUUUUCUGUUUCUAUUACAUUAAACCCAAGUAAUUACACAUCCAGUAAUGACCUCUCUCUCUGCCACAGGUUGAAAGGCGAUCACAAAUUGUCAUAUUUCAAUACGUUCGAUUUACUCUUACUAUUGGUUGUGUGUAAAAUCAGUCUGUUGCACUUGAAUGUGACAAUUUAAUCUUUUCAUUCCCAUCUGUCUUAGAGUUGCAUUAGAUCACAAUAUGCUCUGGCAUGUUUAUCUGCCCUAUUUUAUUGUGUAAAAUGAUGUAUCAUGGCUGAUACAGCCAGAUAGUAAUUAUUAUCAGUUUUCAUGGCUUGGAGAUCUCCUUUGAACAUUGCUGGAGACUGCAGCUGUGAGUAUGUAAGAGUGACUGCCUGGCAUGCCAGUGCACAAAACAGUGGUCUGUGAUAGUACAUUGUGUUCCUGCUCUUUCCAAAUUGCCAUGUAAACAGCUCAAUACACUGCAUCAGGAUGAUGGUACAUAAUGGCAAAAAAAAUUAAGGAAGAAAGUUUCAUGACUCACCAUGUGUAAAUAUUCAUCUGUAGUUAUUAAACAAUAUACAGAAUCAUGUAGCAUGGUUUAGGCACAGCUUUGAUGGAUGUGGUCUGAGAAGGCUUAAUAAAUG